This is a messenger RNA of Trichoderma breve, 2370 nucleotides long. RefSeq names its product fungal specific transcription factor domain-containing protein. The transcript has 5 exons. The record is from RefSeq and is a predicted model, not a curated record. NCBI's taxonomy places the organism in Eukaryota, Fungi, Ascomycota, Sordariomycetes, Hypocreales, Hypocreaceae. The coding region runs from base 1 to 2370 and encodes 789 amino acids. Gene Ontology annotation, cellular component: chromatin. Gene Ontology annotation, biological process: regulation of transcription by RNA polymerase II; DNA-templated transcription. Gene Ontology annotation, molecular function: DNA-binding transcription factor activity, RNA polymerase II-specific; RNA polymerase II cis-regulatory region sequence-specific DNA binding; zinc ion binding.
AUGCCUAAAGUUCUGAAAGCACCCACAAAGUCUUACAGAUGCCAUCGCUGCAACCGGCUAUUCGCGAGGUCUGAGCAUCUUCAGAGGCAUGAAAGAUCACAUACGAAAGAGAAGCCAUUUCAAUGCUCUCAAUGCCCCAAAGCAUUUACAAGGAAAGAUUUGCUCUCGAGGCACGAUCGUCUUUCCCACGUUUCGGGGAAUGCAUCACAAUCCUCGCCCUCCAUUACUAUUCCAGCAACCCAAUCUCCUCAGCAGUCUUUAAAAUCCAUCAAUAUUCUACCAGAUCCUACAGCAAAUCACUCAAGCAGACAUCAGGGAUCCAUACUUGAAAGUGCAGCCGACAUUUUAGGCGCUCCUCUCAAUGACGUUGAAGGCCAUCUGACAGCCACAGGGACAUCAAAGUCUUACGAGGACCAUAUUAUUCAGACCAGUAGUAUAGGUCAGCCGCUGGAUUUUGCAAUUGGAGAUAACACUGUCGACUAUUUCACUCUUGGUUCCAUAGAUGAUUUUACUUCUUUUAUGGAUAGCGUCUCCGUUCCCACGCAUCCAUUCUCUCCGACUUAUCAGCCGGUACCAUUCUUUUUUCCAGCAACUGAUCCAACUUCUGUCAAUGCUUCGAACGAAGAUUCAACAAACAAUGUUACAUGUCAAAAUGAAAUACCAAGGCAUCGAAUUCCACGACUUGCCACUUCCUUGGCACCUAUUGCAAAAGAUGGCAAUUCCUCUCCUUCUCAAACUGAUAUCAGGCUUGCUCCGCUGCAGCUUGAGUAUGAGUUGACCAAUCCAAACCAACAAGAUCGACCAGGUCUGCUGCAUAUGCAUAUAUCCACGGAAUACUUCGAUUUGCCAUCUCGGCAUGUAUUGUCAAGAUUCUUCGGAGGAUAUUUCGACACUUUCCAUGACCAUUUUCCAUUCCUUCAUAUUCCAACUCUUCGGCCGGAAAACAUUAGUGUCGAGCUAUUUCUUGCCAUGGCGGCUAUUGGAGCUCGCUACACACACGAGUUAGAAAUGAGUAGCGUCUUAUUUCAGAUGGCAAAAGUCUUGGUAUUUCAGUGUAUUCGAAGACACAGAGCCACACAUCCUAUCGCUACCCACGGGCUUCCACUUGGCAAGCUAGCUGCAUCAAGCGAUCAACAGAGCAUUAUCCAGACAGUGCAGGCGAUGCUUUUGUUAGUCGCAAUUACCACCUGGUCUGAGCCUGGUACUGCAUCUGAUGCCUUGUCGAUGCGCAGCAUGCUAGACUGCCUUAUAAGAGAAGAGGAAGCACUUCGCAUUCCUCAGACACGACAUUUUGAUGAUUGGAAAAGUUGGGUCUACUAUGAGAAUAUUAAGCGAGUCAUUUAUGUUGCGUAUUGCUUCAUCAAUAUGCAUACUAUAGUUUUCGACAUACCCCCUUUGAUGUGGGCAAAGGACAUUAACUUUGAACUUCCAUGUCGUGAGAAAGAGUGGAGGGCCAAGGACGAGGUGGAAUGGAAGCAAACUCGCGAUACUGGAGGACAAGCGCCUCUAAACUUCCAAGAGACUUUCGCGAGUCUUUUUGCUAAUGCAGGCGAGAUGGAUGAAAAGUCAAAGACGAGUCAGACAAGCUUCUCGUCUUUCGGAGGAUGUGUCUUGAUGCAUACCUUGAUUCAGCAGAUCUGGCUGACGCGAAACUCUGGACUGCCUUCUCAGCAACUAGAGCACAGCCUUCCAACAGACCAGAUUGGCGCUUUCGAGAAUGCAUUGAGAACUUGGGCAAUGUAUUGGGAGCAUAACCAAGAAUCCUCCAUGGAUCCUUUGAGUCCUCACGGCCCUAUUGCAUUCACUUCUACAGCUCUUAUGCGGCUAGCCUACAUACGCCUCAACAUGAAUCUCGGGCCAAUACGUUGUCUCAGUAGCUGGGAUCCGCAUUUGAUCGCGCAAUCGCUUCACGCGAGCCCCCCAGUCCAACGUAGCGAGAGACUCACUCGGGCUGCUCUUCAUUGUGCACAUGCACUGAGUAUUCCCGUCAAAUUGGGCAUAAACCAUAUCGCUGAAACGCAAGUCAGAUUUUGGUCAAAUCAACAUGCGUUAUGCUCUUUAGAGUGUGCUUUAUUGCUCGCAAAGUGGCUGGAAUCAGUCACAACAAAAGACCCUAAUCCUCCAUUGACGCAAGCAGAGGAGCGACUUUUGGACUUUGUAGUCCACCUUGUAGCUGAAGCAGCAUACAAAGUUCGAUGCGAGAAGAUAUGGGAAAGAAAAAAGUCACUCAAUGUGCAGACCGUUCGGCUCUGGGCAAGGCUGUAUCAAUCCAAGAGCGUCUGGGAAGUGGUGGGCUUAAUUGGAGCCUCAUUGAACAUAUAUGCAGAUAUACUGGAGCAGAAGUGCCCAGAAGAAGGAAUUGGGGCAUAA